GCAGGCAUUCGGUUGUUAGAACUGAAUCGCCAUGGUUGGCGGUUCUCGCUUUCGGAUGGGAAGGUGACGAUGCCCUCCCUUGCCUUGGUCUGAUCGAUUUCGAUACAAAGGGAGACUUGGCAUUCACGGUGGCCGUGAUUCGUUUUGGGGAGGGGGGGGAGUUGCUGUGUAAAUGUCUACCAAACAAGGAAACCACGGCCUCUGCAAAUCUGCAGAUUCUUCAACUCCACUUAGAAGGCUAAAGAUUUUAUCAAAUCAACCAAGUAACAGAUUUUGUGCCGACUGUGACUCACCAGACCCGAAAUGGAUCUCACUGAAUCUUGGAGUAUUUAUCUGUAUCAAGUGCUCUGGGGUUCAUAGAAGUCUUGGAGUUCAUGUCUCUAAGGUUUUAUCAAUGAAGUUAGAUGAAUGGACAGAUGAACAGGUUGAUUCCCUAACUGAUGGGGGCGGUAAUUCCGCCAUAAAUAUUAUAUAUGAAGCCUUUUUGCCUAAUUAUAUUCAAAAGCCAAGACCAGAUUCCUCCAUUGAGGAACGCACAGAUUUUAUCAGGAGAAAAUAUGAGCUGCAACAGUUCUCAACCUUUAAUGCACAAGUUGGAUCUGAAAUAUCUGCCGGUGAUAACACAUCUUUUCAGAACAAUGCUGCAAACAUCAAAAAUUUUGAGAAGCAACAGACUGGUAGUCGUUAUGGUCGAGGUCAUGCAUUUCGCAACAGUUGUCGAAGAAAGGAAUCUGAACAUAAGGAAGUAAAGAAAAUGAUGGGCAUGGUCGAGUUUGUUGGAUUAGUUAAAGUCAACAUAAUUAGGGGGACCAACUUAGCUGUUCGGGAUGUGAUUACCAGUGAUCCAUAUGUUAUCCUGAACUUGGGACACCAGUCGAUGAAAACACGGGUGAUCAAGAGCAAUCUGAACCCUGUAUGGAAUGAAAAACUGAUGUUAUCAAUCCCAGAUCCCAUUCCACCUCUGAAGCUACAAGUGUAUGAUAAGGACACAUUCUCAACCGACGAUCGCAUGGGGGAGGCCGAGAUAGACAUCCAGCCGCUGCUUGCAGCAGCCCAAGCAUAUGAAAACACCAACAUCUUCGAGCCCAUGCAGCUCGGGAAAUGGCUGGCCACCAACGACGACACACUGGUCAAGGAUAGUGUAAUUUCCCUUGUUGAUGGCAAAGUAAAACAGGAGAUUACCCUCAGACUUCAAAAUGUCGAACGUGGUGAGCUGGAGAUUGAACUUGAAUGUGUCCCUCUCACCCAAUAGAAUGAGGAAAAUUACUUUGUACAGACUCUUCAUUUGUUUCUGGGACGCAAAUCUGCAGGAAUUGUUAGCUUCAGCUUAAUGGUCUCUGUUAAUUGACCGCAUUAUGUGGUGGCUCUUUCUUUA
This is a messenger RNA of Musa acuminata subsp. malaccensis (wild Malaysian banana), 1375 nucleotides long. Its product is annotated as probable ADP-ribosylation factor GTPase-activating protein AGD11. Gene Ontology annotation, molecular function: phospholipid binding; GTPase activator activity. The record is from RefSeq and is a predicted model, not a curated record. NCBI's taxonomy places the organism in Eukaryota, Viridiplantae, Streptophyta, Magnoliopsida, Zingiberales, Musaceae.